AUGAAUGGGAGGCUGCAUCGCCUGCUCCGGCGGCUGGCGUCACCGCUGCUGGCCACGCGCCUGACAAAAGAGGAGCUGUGCCUGUCCAUGGCCGCCGUGUCGCGGCUGCGGCUGCGCCAGGAGGAACUGCUGGGCCUCCCCCUUGACCCGAUCGUAACGCGAACCCAGCGCGUCAGUCACCUGUGCAGCCCAACGGAACUUGGGAUGCUCUCAGAUGGCGCGGCCGCACUUUUCUGCAGCCGCGCCGACAUGGCCGACACACUUGUCUGUGCGUUGUACACUGCGAUGGGCAAGGGCGCCGCCGCGCGCCUCGACCACGUGACGGCUGUGGUUCGCUACGCAGCUACGCUGGGGUCGUACAGCAGUGAGACAGUGCCGGCCAUCCUCAUGUCGGCGCCAAGGCUGCUGCACAAGAAAGAUUCCGCGAGUGCGCUACACUCCUUUUUGCGGCUUGCGCGGUCGCACCUCACCGAAGAGGACUUUGAUUCACUGCUGGAGGAGCUGCGAACGAGGGCCGGCACGGAGCAGGUAAAGUGCAUCCACGAGGCUCGUCAGCCGCCGCCGCCUGCUGAAAGUAAACCGCGAACCAUAGUCGCAGAGAAUGAGGAUGAUGUGGAGGAUAGCGGUAAGACUGCCUGGACGUCGCCGCGUGCACGGAGCUGGAUGUCGCAGCGGGUGCGAAAGGGUGAGGCAUGGUCGCCGGGCGAAGUCGUGCAGGCCAUGGAGUUUUACACCCACUUUGGCGUGCGGGAUCCUGUUUUACAGAGCAAAAUCGAUGAAGCCGCGGUGUCGGUUAUGCCUGCGGCGAGCAAGUUUGACAUGGAGGGGAUGCUGAAGGUCGUGGCGACGUCCUCUCAUCUCUUUCCUCAGACGGCCGAACUCGUGCGACAGCAUCGCUGUAAGUCCUCAGCGGUGCAGCAAAAUGGGACCGACGGCGGCAGUGGUUCGGUGUCCUCAAUGACGAGGAAUUUCAGAACGACAGAGGCGUACGAGCGGCUGUUGGCGGGUCAACGCAUACCGGAGGAUUGGAUGUUUGAGGUGAUGCAGGAGCAGGGGGCCGCAGUCCCCAUUGAUGUGGCGGCGCAGGCUGCCUGCAUCUUCGCCGAGAAGGGUGGGAUACCAGAGGGAACUAUUUUGCAGCUGUCCAUGCAGUUGAAGGAGCUUUCCCCAGAGGGCGUGGCUGCAUUCCUCAGAGUGAUGCGGCGGGAUUCAUCAGGAGCUCUGCUGCUGCACGGUGUAGCUCUUAUUUCCCAUUUUGUCGAAAGAGGUAUGCGGGAGGCCACUGUAGAGACGUUGCUGCGGAUAUGUACUGCGUGCUCACUGCCACUUCCGCGUGGGGUUGAUGCGAAAGAUAAUUAUGCAUUUGCGGAGGCGCAAGGCCGGUUGGCGGAAGCCAUCAUUACACAACUCAUCUCUGUGAUGCAGGGACCCUGCACACUCCCGUUUCUCUGCAAGGUAGCGAAUUCGACGUCCGCCAUUGACGCAAAUAACGAAAUUGUUCACUUCGUCUGCUCAAGCGUGUGUGCCCAAACGCGUUGCCUCACGGUGCAGGAGGCAUUAGACCUGCUGGAUAUGCUGCGCUGCCGCAACUAUGUGCAUGAGCCGCUCCUCGACAAGUUGGAACCGCUCUUUCGUGAACUUGUGCAGCUGGCGGUCUCCAAAAUGGAGGCCGGUGAGGAGGUGCCAGAGGCUGAAACACGAAGCGUUGCCCGCUUCAUCGCUUUACAGGCGCUCUUUGACGCCCCUGACUUUGAGGCGUCCGCGUCGUUGGUGCUGCACACGGUAGUGCAGCGCAUGGAUCACACCCCUGCCGAGAUUCUUCCAGCUGCGGGUCUAAUUGCUUUGAAGCAAAGACGAAUAACCACUGCCCACACGAUACUAGGUGGGAUUGCAGGGAACGCGUCUACACUCUCCGAGGCGGCCCUUGGUGAGCUUGCACAACUGCUCUUUCUGCCUACACUGGGCUCACCAGGGAACGACCUCGUAGGUGAACUCGUUGCUGUGCUGGCGGCACGCCUGGCGCAGCAGCGGGAUCUCCCACCCGACGUUGUGGGCUUGGCUGUCGCGGUACACUGGCAGUGCGGUGACGCCGGGGAUGGCGUUCCGGCGAAUGUCCUGGAUCACCUGCUGGAGUGGAUGGGGGCUCUCUCUGCGGCGGUGUAUACCGCGUUGUGUGGCGCCGUGCACCUCUCGCGGGCCGGGGACGCGCUGGUCAACACCCUUAUCGAUGACUUUCCACGGCGGUUGGAUCAACUCACCACGAGCGAGAUUGCCAGUGUCGCAUUUGGGCUUGGCGAGAUCGACGGCGUGGGGCUGCGCCUCUCCCAUCAGCUCAUGGCAGAGAAGUGCUCGGACUACGUCGUCGACAACUCCCAUGAGUUUUGGAGCGGAAACGACAUUGCGCGUCUGCUGUACGGCUUUUCACGCAUGCUGUGCACGAAGCGAAGCCUCUACAACGUGUUUGCCGCGCGCCUUGCGCUGCGGCCGGUACUGCUGCCGAUGGACCAGCGGGCGAUCACGCUCGUCGUUGCCGCCUUUGGCAGGUCCAAGUAUCUGGACAAGGCGCUGUUUGACAAAUUCUCGCGCCGUAUGCUGGAGAACUCCGACGCGCUCGCAGCCCCGGACUUGAUGCUUGCGAUCCGGGGCUUUAGCCGCGUGAUGCUGCUCAACCGACCGCUCUACAACGAGCUCGGCAGCAAGGCCGCGGAGAAGGCGGAUGAAUUUCCGCUUGACUCCAAGUGUGCCCUGCUUGCCUCCUUUGGGUCGCUGGGCAUUGAACACGAGAAGCUGGCGAACCGGGCUCUUGAGGGCAUCGUGGAGAAUAUGGCGCAGCUGGAGAGCGCCAACAAGGCUGUGGACGUCAUCGCUUCUUUGUGGCAGAUGCACCACGACGUCGAGGAUGACGCGCGGGUGGCUCAGUUGGCGGGCUGGGUCGCAGAGCGGUCGGAGGAGCUCACGGGGGACGCCAUUGGAAAACUCUGCGUUGUUCUCAGCGAGACAAACUGGCGCCAUGUUCCGCUUCUGCAGGCCAUGGCUGAGCAAUCCGUGCGAUUGCAGCUCCAGCAAGGCGUUUCCGCCGAGUGCUGCAGGGCGGUACUGGAUACAUUAGGCACCUUCAUGAUUCAUCAUCAGGGGGCGCGCGAGAGCCUCUCCGCCCUAGGGAGGAGUGUAAGUAAGGAACGCAUACAGCUUUCAGAGGAGGAGGAACAGCAAAUUCAACUCCUGCUGCGCCGCUAG
Trypanosoma conorhini is the source of this 3237-nucleotide messenger RNA. RefSeq lists its product as uncharacterized. The coding region runs from base 1 to 3237 and encodes 1078 amino acids. The transcript has a single exon. NCBI's taxonomy places the organism in Eukaryota, Euglenozoa, Kinetoplastea, Trypanosomatida, Trypanosomatidae. The record is from RefSeq and is a predicted model, not a curated record.